Ilyonectria robusta is the source of this 777-nucleotide messenger RNA. RefSeq lists its product as uncharacterized. The record is from RefSeq and is a predicted model, not a curated record. Lineage: Eukaryota; Fungi; Ascomycota; Sordariomycetes; Hypocreales; Nectriaceae. The coding region runs from base 202 to 573 and encodes 123 amino acids. The transcript has 2 exons.
UUUCGAGAUGGCUUAGUCAGUUACAGUCGCCUUAUCGAUAAGCGGACCCAUGCAUCUGGACAGCAACAGCAUUCAAAGAGCACUCUACGACAGUAGCAUUAUCUCGUACUCUCACUCCCUCACCAUCCGAUUGCUGGAGUUUUCUUUCUUGUUUUUGUGAAUCCUUGUAACCGUGCAGCUUUUGCGCAACAAGCCGCCACGAUGCGCUACCUCAUCGCCCUCCUCUCCCUCCUCGCCGUCGCCAACGCCCAGUUCGGCGGCUUCUUUGACCAGAUGUUUGGCCAGCAGGGCGGCGGCCACGAGCACCAGCAGCAGCAGCACCAAGGGCAGCAGAACAACCCCAGCGACGCAUCCCACUACAUCCACUACUACGAGCACUCUUCUUGCGACAAGUACCUCUGCCCCGAUACCCUCGCCUGCGUCAGCUUCCCGCACCACUGCCCCUGCGCCUGGGACGCGCACCAGGAAAAGUUCGAGCUGGCCGAGGGUCAGCGCGUCUGCGUCUCCCGCGGCGGGUUCCGUGAAGGUGAGGCGGCGCGCAAGAUCGAGCUCGCCAGGAAGGGCCUCCUGUAAUGACGGGAGCCGGAGGUGUUGUUCGUGACAAAGACGUUAGAACUUGCAAUGGCAGGAGUUAAAGAGUUGGAGAAAUUACGAUAUGAAUGACGGCGGAGUAUUGGGAUGCGGCAAAGUUGAAUGAUGCACACUUGUGUAGUUGGCCGUCUGAUGCAAGUCGUGAUACGCGAGAAAAAGUAUGGAUAUGAAUAUAAAUUCUAAGCG